AUGUGCGCACACCGGUACUAUCCGAUCCAAGGAAUCAAGGACGGCCUGUCCCCUGAUGGGCAAGUGCCCAUCCGGCGAGAGAUCAAUGAAUGGAUUGAAAGCAAGGACCAAGCAGACAGGGAUCAGGUGGUUCUGUUUGUCCUGGCGCUGGACUACUUUCAGCAGAUGGACCCGAAGGAUAGGGACUCGUAUUUCCAGAUCGCAGGUAUUCAUGGCAUGCCGUACAAGUCCUGGGAUGAACCGGAGGCUACAGUCGAUGAGGUCCAUGGGAAGGGAUACUGUGUGCAUGCCAAUUGUCUGUUCCCGCUAUGGCAUCGGCCGUAUCUCCUCCUCUAUGAGCAAAGGAUUUAUGAGAUCAUAGUCGGAGAAAUUAUCCCAAAGAUGCAAGCCAGCAAAACCAAGAAGGAUGAGCUGCGGAAAGCUGCCAGCACUUGGAGACUCCCGUACUGGGACUGGGCGAAGAACCCCACAAUACCAAAGCUCUUGGAUCGGGAGACGCUCAAUAUGAAAGUGCUCGGCAAGUCAAUGGCCAAGGAUAACCCACUCUUCAAGUUCCGCAUGCCGCAGCAGCAGAAGAUGGCGGAUUUUGGUGUGGGUUCCCUGAAAUGGUGGGAGUUUCCCGAACCCCUACGCUACGGCGAGUGUCUCGCGACCAGCCGAUGCCCGACGAACAAAGAGCGGACUGACAGCAAAUCCUGGGCAAAUGGUGUUGUAAACACCAAAACAGCCAACGAAUUCUUGAACAAGCAGCCGUCAAUUACAGGCUUCGAGUACGGCGAGGCCACUGAGCUGGUGUAUAGACUGCUGACCUAUCCGAUGAACUUUGUGAGCUUUGCAACCACUGCCCGCGACGCCAGCGAAGACUCCUCCAGCAAGACCAAAGUGACCAACGAUAUGAAUCUCGAAUUCAUCCAUAAUAACAUCCACUAUUGGGUCGGCGGGGACGGAGGCCACAUGUCGCAGAUCCCCGUGGCGACAUUCGACCCUGUCUUCUGGUUCCAUCACUGGCAAGUGCACAACCUGGACCGGCUGUAUGCAAUCUGGCAGACUCUGCAUCCCGAGGAGUGGUUCAAAGCAGACACCACUCGAAUCUUCAAUCAAGAGACCAUCGGAAUGGGCAAGAUCAUCACCAACAAAACCGCAUUCCGGCCCUUUCACAAGGACGAGGCUGGCACACUCUGGACCCCUAAUGACGCCCGCGAUUGGUUCAAGCUAGGGUACACGUAUCCGGAGCUCAAGCGCUGGGAUUACGCCACAGACCAGGAUCAAACACUGGCUCUCCACGAGUAUAUCAACAACAGUUAUGGUGUGACGCGGCGCCAGGCGCUUGGGAUCGCAAAGUCUGAUGCACCGAUUGACGGCAUAAUCGCGACGGUGGAUGGCGUCAAGACUAAAGACUACGCUGUUAGUAUUCGAUAUGCCAAAUUCGCCAUGGGGGGAAACCCUUUCAAUCUCAAAGUCUACCUCCUGCCAAAGGGCGAGACACAGAAAACAUUCGCAGAUGCUCAUUUUGUGACCAACGUCUACAACUUCAGCCAGCCGGCCACGCAAAACGGCGAAACGGUCUGUUCCAAUUGCGCUGAUCUAGAGGCGCAAAAUGUCCAGGUGACGGCCUACAUCCCACUGACUACGUUCCUGAUCAAGAAGAUUCAGCAGCAGCAAUUGCAGAGCCUGGAACCUGUUCACGUCGAGGAUUUACUAAACGGGCGGCUCUACUGGGAGGUGGACAUGAUGGGGACACAAAUCCCCGAAGAAAGAUGGAAGGACAAGUUGAAUCUGGAUGUCCAGGUUUCAGUCACGGAGAUGUCCUACGCUGAAGAUCCCAAGGCUCCAGCAGACUUUCAGGAGCCCGAGAUCAUCCCCACCCUUGGCACUGAGGCUGACAGGGCUCCUGAGCCAGGAAGUGCCGCUGAUAUCAAUCAAUCAGUGAACGAUACCGUCAAGGAUAACGGCCUUGGAGACUUCUUCCCUCCCGGCGACACGUACCCCGAAGAAGUGGCCAAGAAGGCUGCUGAGUUGAAAAACGACCCAAACAACCCUUUGAAGUCGCCCGAACAACUGAAAGACCUUGCGACACUGGCUCUGUACCAGCCUGUUAUCUACUGCGACGACAGCGGAUCGAUGAGCGACACGGGCCCCUGGCGCAACACUGAACAGCGCUGGGCAAAGCAGAGAGAACUCGUCACACGCAUGACGAGCAUCACCAACCGCGCUGUCCCCAACAACCAGCGGAAAGGCGUCCAUCUCCGCAUGAUCAACCAACACUUGUCCAACGCCGACAAUCUGGACAGCGACGCCGUCGCACGCAUUAUAUCCAACAUGUAUCCGCACCCUUACCACUCCACCCCCAUCGGGACAAACCUCAAGCAAAAGGUCCUCGACCCACUCGUCUACUCCGUCAUCAAGUCUGGCAGGAAGUUGGAACGCCCGUAUCUUAUCCUCAUUCUUACCGAUGGGUGCCCCUGGAUGGAGCCUGAAGAUGCCUUUCGCAAUGCGAUUGUCGAUUGUGCGAGGUUCUUGGAUAGGAAUGGGUAUCGGAAGGAUGCCGUCCGUUUCUGUCUCAGUACAAUCGGAACGCAUGAAGACGCUGAAUGGUUCCUGGACAGUUUCGACACGGACAGGCAGGCGUUGGAGGUACUGCAUCGGACUGCAGGACACAUUGACCAGAGAUACGACCAGCUCAGACAGAACGAGAAAGAGCUCGAGAGUUGGUUGUUAUCGAUGCUUAUGAGUCCCGUGCAGCUGUUGAAAGCGGGCUAA
Messenger RNA from Aspergillus calidoustus, 2760 nucleotides. Lineage: Eukaryota; Fungi; Ascomycota; Eurotiomycetes; Eurotiales; Aspergillaceae. The record is from the annotation of a GenBank genome assembly.